Gordionus sp. m RMFG-2023 is the source of this 6726-nucleotide messenger RNA. RefSeq names its product insulin-like peptide receptor. Gene Ontology annotation, molecular function: ATP binding; insulin receptor activity; insulin receptor substrate binding. The coding region runs from base 514 to 6381 and encodes 1955 amino acids. Lineage: Eukaryota; Metazoa; Nematomorpha; Gordioida; Chordodea; Parachordodidae. Gene Ontology annotation, cellular component: axon; plasma membrane; insulin receptor complex. The transcript has 28 exons. The record is from RefSeq and is a predicted model, not a curated record. Gene Ontology annotation, biological process: positive regulation of MAPK cascade; multicellular organism development; positive regulation of phosphatidylinositol 3-kinase/protein kinase B signal transduction.
CAAUAGAUGCACAUAUAAAGGAGCUGUUUAUGAAUACGAAUUGCCCUAUGCAGAUCCAUUUUCUACAAAUUAUUCUGUCGAUCAAUAUAUUAAUACUAAUUUGAAAAAUUAUAAACAUGUUUUACAAAUUGCAGCUUCAAAGUGGAUGACAAACUUCAGAAAAUCUACCCUAUCACAAACCAGAAACUAUUCAACAUUAUUUAAAAAACAUCUAUUAUUUUAAAUUACCAAGGAACGAAAGAAUUAAAUGAUUGCGCACAAACAAAAGCUAAUUGAUAAAUUAUGAAUCGACACUUAUUAAAAUAAUUUACCCCAAAAAUAUAAUUUAUUCAUUUUAUUUUGAUAUAUUCUUAUUACCAUAACCCGAACAAACGAAAAAUGCAACACAUCAUAAUAAUCAUUACUAAAUUAUGGUAUUUUCGAUAUUUCAAAAUUAUUCCAAAAUGUUUCGCUAGAUGACAAGUUUAAUCGGGGUGGCCAGAUUUUUCAACGCUAUCUCAAAAGAACAUCAAAAUGAAGGAAUCAGGUACGAACCUCCUUAAUAAGAAUAGUAUCGAUAGAUAUAGGAAUAAUAAUCAUUUUCACUAUGUUACAUUUUCGCGCGUUAUUCGUCAUUACACCUUGAUCGUUUCCAUAUUCUUUCAGCUCAAUUUUGGAAUUGGUCAAUCCCAGUCCACAGCUCAACCACAAAAACUACGUCAAUCCUCUGUGAACAUACGCAAAUCACCAUACGUAUGCGGCAGUAUGACCAUUCGAAAUACCGUGGCCAAUUUCAAGCUCCUGGAAAAUUGUACCGUUAUAGAAGGAAACCUGGAGAUAGCCCUGUUCGAUUUCACGAAACCCCAGGAUUUCGAAAAUAUAUCCUUUCCCGACUUGACAGAAAUCACCGGCUACCUGUUAGUUUACAGGGUCAACGGCAUUACAUCGCUUGGACCUUUAUUGCCAAACUUGACCGUUAUAAGAGGCACCACUUUGGCUUAUAAUUACGCGCUAGCCAUUUAUCAAAACUUCAACCUCGAAGAAAUCGGCCUUUCUUCCCUAACCCUCAUUUUAAGGGGAGCCGUAAGAAUCGAAAAGAAUCCAUUAUUAUGCUACAUCGAUACCGUGGCCUGGGAAAUCAUUCUCUCUAGUUCUGAAUAUUUGGCGGAGAGUGUUUACCUCGAAAAUGCCGACGCAACUACUUGCAGUAACGAAUGUAGCGGCGCAAGAAAUACGCUGCUUACUAAAAAUCAUACGAAAAUUAAUGGAGAUGGUGAUAGGACAAACUUAGUCGGCGAUUAUUAUAGUGGUAUAGUUAGCAAUUCCAUAUCGAAGUGGAACCAGAUCUUGCCGACCGAAUGCCCUGUCAAUUUCAAAAGCAAUCGUAAAGCCGGGUAUAACAACAAUAUCAAAGAGAUACAAUCCGUUACUCAUUUGUGCUGGGGUGAAAAUUCUUGCCAAAUAGUGUGUAUUCAUUGUCAAACGAAAGUGUGCGACAAAUAUGGUAAUUGUUGCCACAAGGAAUGCCUGAGCGGGUGUUUGGGACCGACCGCCAAAAACUGUACGGUGUGCAAAAAUUUCUACUAUAAAAAGGAAUGUCACGCCAAAUGUCCUUCUAAUACCUACGAGUAUCUUGGUCGGAGAUGUGUUACCGCUUCAUUUUGCCGCGAUCCUAUGAAAAGGGUCAUUUUAUUACCCGACAAUACUUUACAAUCCCAGACGGACGAUACUUUGUAUUCGAACGAAAUUAAUGACAAGCCCGUUCUGAAAUAUAAAAUAUUUGGGAAUCAAUGCGUUGAAAAAUGUCCGGUAAACUACAUGGAGGACAAAAUGGAUCCCCAUUUAUGUCUCAAAUGUUCUGGCCCGUGUCCGAAAGUGUGCCAAUCUCAGCCAAUAUUAAACAUAGCCGACUCACAAACGUUGAAAGAUUGUACAGUGAUCGAUGGAAACUUGGAAAUCGCUAUCCAUGGCGCGCAGGGAGUCGCCAAAGAACUCACCAUAAAUUUGGGGCAUAUCGAAGAGGUUAGAGGGUACGUCAAAAUAUCUCGAUCUUAUUCGGUCGUUUCUCUCGAUUUUCUCCGUAAUUUGUCCGUUAUACGAGGCCAAGAAUUGUGGAAUAAGCAAUACAGUUUUAUAGUAUUCGAAAAUUAUAACCUCGAAUUUUUGUGGGAUUUCGACGGCUCUUUCAAAAAUUUGACCAUUUUGCGGGGGAAGCUAUUUUUCCACUUAAACCCACGUCUUUGUUUGUCGGUUAUAAGGAAAUUGGUCGAUUUUGUCGGUCUGACGGGCAAAACGGAUAAUACAGAUAUUUCCGUUAUCUCCAACGGCGACAAGAUUGCUUGCGAAGUUCAAAAAUUAGCUCUAACCGUGUUCUUCGUUAGGAGUAAGAUGGCAAUAAUCAGAUGGGAAAGCUUUAAGUCUCACGACCCUAGAUCCCGAUUGAGUUACAUUCUAUCAUACCGAGAAUUACCUUCACACCUUCCUUACGGCUCAUCUGAAGCCAGAAAUAUCAAAGAAUUGGAUGAUUCCGAAAUAACUCAAAAAAGAAAUCAUUCAUUUUCAUCGAUCGAUCUCCAACAACAUACAGUUCUUUCUAACUCUAUCGAUGCAGCUAACGAUCCAGAAAAAAGUCAGAAAGGUUUUGGCGUUGUACAUCAAGAAAACGAUUCGAACACCAACGACCUCAACAAUAAUGCGAUGGAAUCGGGAGAAAGUUGGCAUCCAACGGUCAAUUUUUCUCAAGACAAGGACGUUUGUGACUCCGAAGAUCCUUGGAAAAUAGUGGACGUGCCCGCUCACAAUAGAUUAUCUAUCGAAGAGAAAGCGUUCGAUAUCGACAAUAUUAAGGGAAAUAAGAAUUUCAAAAAUAGCCACGAUGAUAAUUUUGACGAUAGGGAGUCAUUUGUCACCCAAAAUCAUCGAGAUAAAAAGCAAAAUUUUGUGUUAUUUUCCAAGUUUCGAGCCAUUUUCGAUGAAGAAUAUACGAACGAGAACCUUAACGGGCCUAAUAAAUUUGUUGACAAUAAACAAAAAACACCUUUCGUUAAAGAGAUGAUUAAGGAUCUCAAACCUUAUACCUGGUACGCCGUUUAUGUUAAAACGUUUACCAUGCCUUCAGAAAAUUUUGGUGCUCGUAGUGACAUCGUUUAUUUUCGAACCAAACCUGAUGAACCUAGCCCUCCCUUGAAUCUGAGAGGCCUCCCGCUUAAAUUCACAUCUAGUAGUUUGAACAUAAAAUGGUCGCCACCAAAAUUUCCUAACGGUAAAAUAACUAAUUACAUCGUAACCUGGAAACGAAUAAUCCCCCAUAAAAAUCUGAACUUUGCCAGGGAUUAUUGCCUUCAACCAUUACCCGCGACAACGCAAUACGUUUUCAGUAACGGUACCAAAGGAGAUCACCAUACUUCCCCUUUUCCUUUGAAUGAAAAUUUGCUCAACAAUCCUUAUUCGAAUGACAAUAUAUCGCACCCCAAGUAUUGCCCUUGCGACCAAUUAGACCUAGCUAACAGCGCCAAGGUUAGAAAAGUAUCCCGGUACGAUGAACGAGAAGAGAGGGAUAAAAUCGCCUUCGAAAAUUUUUUACACGACAUAACCUACAUCAAGAGACCAGAUUUUAACGCUCAAGAAGAAAGGGAAGAAGUAAAAUUAUUGUACUAUUCCUGGCUCAAACUAAACGAAUCUUCCCGGGGUUCCCAUCACACAGUUGACAAACUAAACGAUAUAUUAUAUAGCAAUUACCAGCAGGGCAUCUCGAAUCCUUAUGGCAAAAUAAAAUUCGAUAAUUAUAAUAAUUCAGACUCUGAUUUCAAUAACUCUCAGCGGGUAGAAGCGACCGAUAAUAUCAUACCAACAUCAUCAUCAUCAUCACUUAAUCUCCCGUUCGAAGCAUCUAGCAAGAUUAAUAAUAAAACGCUCGAAAUAACACAAUAUACCGAUCCAGCCUUGAUCGUUAGAAUGGCUACCGUAAUCGGUUUCAACAAUAUUAGUUUCAAUAUAACCGGGCUCAAGCAUUUUCAACACUAUAAAAUCUCGGUUAAAGCCUGCCAAGAUAACUUAUCAGAUCUUCCCAAAAUAUAUACCAAUAUUAAAAAUAAUCCCAACACGCUCAAUAACGUUAAUUCAACGGAUACUGACAAAAGUUUACCUUACCCUGACCCAAAAGCGGACAGGAAAUGUAGUCAGGAAACACUGAUCGUAUUGAGAACUUUGCCAUUAGGAGGAGCCGAUAAUAUAAACGUGUCGACGGUCAAGACCGAAGUUUUUAUCUCCAACCAAACCGCUAGGAUUCAAUGGGAGGCUCCCGAAAACCCAAAUGGCAUGAUAGUCUCUUACGAGAUAUUGUUUCGCGGAAUUGACCAUCCAAAUAGAUUAUAUCGUGAUUGCGUAUCAAUAUCCAAUUACCAAACGUACAACGGAUGGCAACGCAUAUUGGACCCCGGAAAUUAUUCGUUUACACUCCAAUCAACGUCCUUAUAUAAAAAAUCUGAGAUGGCCCCCGAGUUUUAUGUGUAUAUGCCAGAGGACGAACACUCUACAACAUCUCAGUUCAAGCGUAUGUGGCUAACUCGCCGAAAAACAAUGGCCACCUGGUUCGCCGUUAUUUCGGCCAUUUUUGUUUUUGCUGUAGCACUUUGGUCAAUUUAUUGUCUCUGCCUACGCAAACGAUACCAAUGUUACGCCUUUUACGAUAAGAAACAUAAGAAGUUCGUUUACGGCGGAAGGAGACGGUAUCGUGGAGGAAGAGGAAAAAAUGGCGAUUAUUAUUAUAAAAAUGGCGAUGGUGUUAAUAUCAUUGAUGGCGUUAUUCCCCCUAUAAAUGGAUGGGUAUACACGUCCAUUAACCCUGAUUACAUCAACUCCGCCGAAGUUUACGUGCCGGACGAAUACGAAAUUGAUCGUUAUAAGGUGAUAAUUGAUCAAGACUCACCCCCCUUAGGACAGGGUUCUUUCGGAGUAGUUUACAAGGGAAAAAUAUUGCUAUCACAACAAUCUAAUGAUAAUACAACGACAAAUAAAGAUGAUAAUGUGUAUAUAGAUUGUGCCAUCAAGACUAUCAAUGAAUCGGCGUCCGCCAACGAAAAAUUGCAAUUUUUAAAAGAGGCUUCAGUUAUGAAAGGUUUCGAUUGUUAUCACAUCGUAAAAUUGUUGGGUGUGGUGAGCAAAAGUCAACCUACUUUAGUACUGAUGGAACUUAUGGAGGGAGGAGAUUUAAAAACUUUUCUGAGAGCUCACAGGCCACAUACAGAACAGCAAUCAUCAAAUACUGGAUCAACCAACGUGCUAGAUCUCGUAAACGUGGAUAAUCCUGAUAACCUGGAUAAUCGUCCCCAUAGUUCUAUGAGCCCCGUCACUUCUAGCUCACCUACCAACGAAACUACAAACUCGAACCCCAAACAUUUUUCCCCCUCUUCCAUAAAAGAAUCUAUUUUAAAAAGAAAGCCGCUUACAUUUAAUCAGUACUUGCAAAUGGCGGGAGAGAUCGCGGAUGGAAUGGCUUACCUAUCGACACUGCACGUAGUGCAUAGGGAUUUAGCCGCUCGGAAUUGCAUGGUGGCCGAGGAUAUGACUGUCAAAGUUGGAGACUUUGGUAUGACUAGGGACAUAUACGAAACAGAUUAUUAUAGAAAAGGAGGCAAAGGAUUACUCCCUGUUAGAUGGAUGUCGCCGGAAUCCCUAAAAGAUGGCAUAUUUACUUCUCAAUCCGAUGUCUGGUCAUACGGCAUAGUGCUCUGGGAAAUUGCUACCUUAGCCUGGCAACCUUAUCAAGGCCUUUCUAACGAACAGGUCGUCAACUAUGUUAUCAAUGGUGGAAUCUUGGAAAAGCCUCACGGAUGUCCUGAUCAAUUGUACGAACUCAUGAAGCUAUGUUGGAAUUUUCAGCCCAAAACUAGACCCACUUUCUUGGACGUGGUUGAAAUACUUUACCCUGACCUCAGUGCCAAAUUUAAAACCGUUUCAUUUUUCUCGAAAGCAUUGCGGGAAAAUUACAUCGAAGACUCUCUGCUAGAGGAAGAAGAGUUGGACGAUAAGUUGAUGCAAUUGAAAUCUGAUAAUCGUCUAAGCCACUCCAAAAUUGCUCAGGACAUCGACGAAGAUGACUUUCAUCAAAAUCACACAUCAGAAGAAUCACCUAGGCCAAAAAUUAUCCACCAAGAAAUUGUUUGCGAUGCCCUAGAAAAAGAUGAUAAUAAUGACGUUUUACCGCUAAAGAAUAACGAAUAUUCUGACAAACCUUUAUUGGUUUCCUCUUUACCCUCCCAUGUCACUGAAAAUAGGAGAAGAAAAUGGAAACUUAAAUCCUUGUUGGUAGGCUUAUUACCGGGUCGUGAAGAAGAUUCCGCUAGAACCAGCUUCAGCAGUCGUAAGGGCCUUUUGUCUUCGAGAUCUUUUGGAAAGAAAUAGGACGAAAUAAAAUUUUACCUGUUUGAUGAAUUGAUCAUGUAUUCAUGUUUACUUAAUUUUUUCUUAUUAUUAUAAAAUGAGAUAUGACAAAUUAAAGAAUAUUUUUAUAUUAUAUUUUUUUUGUCCCAAAUAUAAAUGGCGGGCAAACAAGAAUGAUGAUAAAAUCUAUAAUCAAAUUUUACUCCGACUUAUAAUAUAUAUUAGAAAUUAUAUUAUUUAGAUUUUAAAAUAUCUAGAUUGGGAAUAAUAAAUGAAAUAUUAAUUUAUUAUAUAAUAAUCCAUCUAUAAUUUUUUUUUUAUAUUGAUAAAUAUCCUACUUACAGUACAUACGCAAAAUAUAAAUAG